AGCAGGUACUUCUCUAAGCGGGACAUCCGACCAGAGGGGCACAGACCCCUUUCUACCACUUCCACCAUGUCACACCAGCAUAUUUUCCAUUCAGCAGACAGCUUCGGCUCUACAAAUGACACACAGAACAGGGAUCAAGACAUUCUUUUCUCAUCUCCGGAGGAGGACAGCAGUCUGUAUUUUACUUACAGCGGAGGUCGCAAUGAAGUGGAAGUCCGCAAUCUCAACUAUGAGGUGGACAUCGCAGCACAGAUCCCCUGGUAUGAGAGGCUGUCAGAGUUUAAGAUGCCCUGGGAGAUGCACAGCAACAAGCAAACAGUCAUAAAGGACCUAAACCUACGUGUUCACAGUGGCCAGAUGCUUGCUGUCAUUGGCAGCUCAGGUUGUGGGAAGACCUCCUUACUAGACAUCAUAACAUGUAGAGAUGAGGGUGGCACCAUGAAUUCAGGAGAGAUUUUGAUCAACGGGAAAACUUCCACACGUUCCCUGGUGAAGAAAUGUAUUGCUCACGUGCGGCAGGAUGACCGCUUGUUACCGCAUCUCACGGUACGAGAGACGCUGGCUUUUGUGGCCAAACUACGGCUACCUGCGCACUUCACCCAAGAACAGAGAGAUCAGCGGGUGGACGAUGUCAUCGCAGAGCUGCGUCUGAGGCAGUGCGCGCACACGCGUGUGGGAAACGACUAUGUGAGGGGGGUGUCCGGUGGUGAGAGGAGGAGGGUUAGCAUCGCUGUACAGCUACUCUGGAAUCCAGGUAUUCUCAUCCUAGAUGAGCCUACUUCAGGUCUGGACAGCUUCACGGCCCAUAAUUUGGUCAUUACAUUGUACCGUCUGGCUCGAGGCAACCGUCUGGUGUUGCUGUCAGUCCAUCAGCCUCGUUCAGAUAUCUUUCAGCUCUUUGACCUGGUAGUGCUCUUGUCUUCUGGUUCAGCCGUGUACUGCGGUCAGGCCAAGGACAUGGUACCUUACUUUACUUCUCUCGGGUACCCCUGUCCACGAUACUGCAAUCCUUCUGACUACUACGUGGACUUGAUAAGCAUUGAUCGGCGCACUCCUGAACUAGAAGCACAAUGUCUGGAGAAAGCCAGGAUAUUGGCAGCCCAGUUCAUAGAGAAGGUGAGGAACACAGAGGAUUUCAUGUGGAAAACUGAAGAUUGCAGUUCUCCGACACUGGAUGCCCCUCAGAGCACAAGAGCAGAUGAUGCCGCCAGCAGUGUUCCCAUCUCAAAGAAGGAAUCAGUGAUCACAGUUUCCAAACAGAAGGAUCGCCUGCCGGGACAAUUUCAACAGUUUGCAAUCCUAAUCAGACGACAGGUAUUUAAUGACUACAGGAACCUGGUGACAUUGGUGGUUCAUGGUUUGGAAGCCUUGCUAAUGUCACUGCUCAUCGGUUUUCUUUACUUCGGGGCUGGGGAUGAGGGUCUUUCCGUCCAAGAUACGGUUGCUUUGCUCUACAUGAUAGGAGCUCUGACCCCCUUUGCUGUGGUGCUGGACGUCAUUGCAAAGUGUCAUUCAGAAAGAGCCAUGCUUUAUCAUGAAUUGGAAGAUGGCAUGUACUCCGUCACCUCAUACUUUUUUGCCAAGAUUCUUGGAGAGCUGCCAGAGCACUGUGUCUUUACGCUGGUAUACGGUGUGCCCAUCUACUGGUUGGCUGGGCUCAACAGCGCUCCUGACCGCUUCCUGCUCAACUUCCUGUUGGCGUGGCUGAUGGUGUAUUGUAGCCGCUGCAUGGCACUAUUUGCGGCGGCAGCCCUGCCAACAUUGCAGACUUCGUCUUUCAUGGGCAACGCACUCUUCACGGUCUUCUACCUGACAGCUGGCUUUGUCAUUAGUCUGGAAAACAUGUGGCUGGUGGCGUCUUGGUGUUCUUACAUAUCCUUCAUGCGCUGGGGUUUUGACGGAAUGCUGCAGGUUCAGUUUCAUGGGACCAGAAUCCCAGUCACUAUUGGAAACCUUACUGUAGAAUUCGAUGGUAUUAAGGUUGUGGAGAUGAUGGACAUGAACCAGUAUCCACUGUAUGCCAGCUACCUGGUGCUUAUUGCCGUUGUUUUGUUUUUCAUCCUGCUCUAUUAUCUGUCGCUCAGAUUCAUUAAACAGAAAUCCAGUCAGGACUGGUGAGGAGGACAAAGUGUCCAUCCACAGACCUUAUUAAACCAGCUCUAGUUGUCAAGUCCAAAUAUGACUCUCUCCAAAACAAAUAUGUUAUGUCAAAUAUGUUGAGUGCAUAUAUAUACUAGUCAAAGUAACAUUGUACUAACACUAACUGCCGCUGGAUGGCAGUAAUGUACUAUGUUUCCAUACACUUUUAAGUUUACUUAAUUACUUGUUUUUUGGUUCUGGUAAACCAGCAGAGCUCAUGUUUGGUAGAAGGUUUUCAACAAAUUUACUGCAGCAUGUCACAUGCCGAUUUAUUUACAUGUAUAAUCAUAUUUUUGUAUGUAUAAUAUUAUUAUUCAACAGUGUACUACUACAGGAGCUUUGAAAGCUUUUUUUCUUUUACAGAUUUAGAAACUUUUUAGAAACUGAUUCAAACAUUACUUGUAUUGAGGAAUA
Labeo rohita (rohu) is the source of this 2553-nucleotide messenger RNA. It is a transcript of the gene abcg8, whose product is annotated as ATP-binding cassette, sub-family G (WHITE), member 8. The record is from RefSeq and is a predicted model, not a curated record. Gene Ontology annotation, cellular component: plasma membrane. Lineage: Eukaryota; Metazoa; Chordata; Actinopteri; Cypriniformes; Cyprinidae. Gene Ontology annotation, biological process: cholesterol homeostasis. The transcript has 13 exons. Gene Ontology annotation, molecular function: ATP binding; ABC-type transporter activity; ATP hydrolysis activity. The coding region runs from base 67 to 2118 and encodes 683 amino acids.